This is a messenger RNA of Xenopus tropicalis (tropical clawed frog), 2205 nucleotides long. It is a transcript of the gene ceacam19lz, whose product is annotated as carcinoembryonic antigen-related cell adhesion molecule 19 like gene Z. The transcript has 5 exons. Bases 210 to 785 code for a protein of 191 amino acids. The record is from RefSeq and is a predicted model, not a curated record. NCBI's taxonomy places the organism in Eukaryota, Metazoa, Chordata, Amphibia, Anura, Pipidae.
CCGUGUCCCCUCUCUGUAAGGCUACUGUAACACGGCAGGUUAUGGCUGUACAGUCUCUGCCGCAGUUUGAGGAACAGUAAGCUGCUAAUUACAGCCCCGCCCAUGUUUCCCAGAAGGGGGGGGCGCCUCAAAGCGAAAGUAAAGCUCCGGCCGCUUCCUGAGCAGCUCAGACUCGGAACCAACAGCUCAGGGUCGGAACCCACAGCGCCAUGUUCUGCAGCAGGGGGGCUCUCUCUCUGAGGGUCUAUCAGCUUAAAGUUCUCCUCUCUCUGUGCAUGGUUGCUGCCAGCAGCCUUACCAUUCAGUUGAUCCCAGACUGUGCAUCGGUCGGCAAGAACGUCACUCUCAGUGUCAGUGGAAUAAAUGGGAACUUAAAUAGCUUUACCUGGUAUCUAGGAGAGCCAAGUGCUUCAAACCAGAUAAUAAACUAUAUAGUAAGCAUUACACCUCCCAGCGCUCCCGGACCCAAAAACUUUUCUGAUGCCAUUGGACUUCCAAAUGGUUCCUUGCUAAUUACAAACCUCAAGACAGAAUACAGUAAUACCUACACGGUACAGGUACAGGCAAGUACACCGGGCCAAGCUUCAGCUGAGCUGACUGUGGAAAAGAGCUGUGACUCUGGUGGGCUCACUCCUGGUCAAAUUGCCGGCAUUGUUAUUGGAGUUCUUGUAGGGGUCGCCCUAAUUGCAGCUGCAGCUUACUUUAUAUGCAAACAUUUGAACAGCAGAGAAGUCAGUAUAUCCCCUUGUAAGCAAGGAGAGGCAUCGCAAAACCUUUAUGGCUGAAUAAAAGUGUUAGUGUCGAGAACAUUUAAUAAGAAGAUGGAUAAAUAGUCCAGAAGAAUAAAAGUGACAUUUUGAGUGAACACCAUCGUUAACCCAUGUUAUUAAUUGAUUCAAGUUUUGUUGGUUAAUUCUAAGUUUUAAAAAAAUUGAAAAUAUCAGAUGCGCAUCUGGCGUGCACCAGUGACAAACAGAGGGCCGCUCGGGAGAGAACAAAUGUCAGCGUGGAUAAGAACCAGGAUGUUGAGUGGCCAGUAGUGGUGCAAAUGGCGUUCACAAAAACAGAUGCCACAGUAACCUUUAGGAGAUUUACCUCUUUAUAUGGAAAGGCAGCCUAUAAGGUCACUAUUAUUUAUUGCUUGCGGUGAACUAUGUGUGAUAUGAUUUCCUAGAAACCUUGGUAACCAAAAAUUAAUUUCCAGGAACACUUGGUCACUGGGGUUUGUUUUAAGCGUCAAAAGCAGGGUGAUGUGCCAUGCCUUCCACAUAUGGCAAGGGUAAUAGUCAUGUUUAGAACAAAACAGUUUGGAUUUUAGUCACCUUUCCAGUAGCUAUAAGCUAUAGAGGGAGAACAGGCAUGGAGAGCUGCUUUUUUAAUUUGUAUGAAAUUGGCCGAUUUAAAAACCAUGGAUAUUUUUUUGGACCAAAAUGAACAGGGACAGAAAGUCAAAACCAGGGACAACUCGGGAAACUUCUACUUCAUCCCCUAACAUUCCGUCCUAAUAUUAAUAUCCAUAUACUAACAUUUGGGUAGGUUUAUAAAAUUUAUUUCAGAGCAAAACUGGGAAAAGCUGGGAAAUCAGUUUUGGAUUUGUUGGCUGAUAUUUUUCUUAACACAUUAGAUCAAAUUUGCUUCUCAUGGGAUUCAACAUUGAAAACUACUUUUUCUUCUGGGGACCUAUCGUAUUUCUGUAGGCUGGGGGCUGUAAUAAAUAUUCAUAAUAUUGACUUUUCUUGAAUUCCAACUCGGAUUCCCAAUUUCAUCUCUAAGCAUCUUAAGGGUCUCCAAAGAUUUUUCUUAGUUAUGAGCUAGUAAAAACCAGUAUGAUGGUGCUAUUUAUUGUGCCUAUUAGCUAGAAAUGCAAAUACAUGGAUGAAUAAACCUCACUGUGCCAUAGCCCCUAUGCUGUAUGUUUUACUAAGAUUUUGUAUCUUUUCCCUUUGCAUCCUAAACCCUACUUAUAAAUAUGGUACAUUGUGCCUUCAGAGGCUUCUGUCCUUUGCAUAUGGAACCUUAUAAUCUGCUAAGAAAUAGGAUUUGCACUCAAAGUGACAAUAACAACGGUUUUAGAGGAACGGUGGUUUUCCUCUCAACACUUUAUAUUUAUUAUAAUCCUGUUGGAAUGUUUGUUUUAUAAAGUGAAUUCAUAUUGUUGCAUGAACAGUUAUUGCUCCAGAACAAAGCCUCUUUUUUAAGAAAAUA